UCCAAAGUAUCAUCAGCAUUAUUAUUAGGGACCAGAACGUCACACCUACUUCCCUUCCUUCACCAUCUGAGUGAUCCUGGCUAGCACAAACGGCUCACGCUCUUGACAAAACCUGGGACAAAGACCCAAACUGAGACAUGAGAAAAGGACAGGUGCUUUAAAAGACACAAGCUUCCCUACUUCAGCAGCAGUUUUCUUCUCUCUUGCCACAGUUGCGAGGCAACAUUUCUGACAUCAGUGAUUUACCAUGAUAAAAUCCACAGUAUGUGAGAAGAUCAUGGAGCUCCUGGGACAAAAUGAGGUGGAUCAUCACCAACGAAAGCUCAUCAUUCUGAGCCAGGAUAGGUUCUACAAGGUCCUCACUGCAGACCAGAAAGCCAAGGCAUUGAAGGGACAGUACAACUUUGAUCACCCAGGUGCUUUUGAUAAUGAUUUGAUGCACACAACUCUGAAAAAUAUUGUGGAGGGAAAAACUGUAGAGGUGCCAACCUAUGAUUUUGUAACCCAUUCCAGGUUGGCAGAGACAACAGUGGUCUAUCCUGCAGACGUGGUUCUCUUUGAGGGGAUCCUGGUAUUCUAUAACCAAGACAUUCGGGACAUGUUCCAUCUCCGACUCUUCGUUGACACAGACUCUGACGUCCGGCUGUCCCGCAGAGUUCUUCGAGAUAUGAAGCGUGGGAGGGACCUAGAGCAGAUCCUGACUCAGUACACAACCUUCGUCAAACCUGCCUUUGAGGAGUUCUGCUUGCCGACAAAGAAGUAUGCUGAUGUGAUUAUUCCUCGUGGAGUCGACAAUAUGGUUGCUAUAAACCUCAUUGUGCAGCACAUCCAGGACAUUUUGAAUGGAGACAUCUGCAAGUGGCAGCGAGGGGCGAUGAAUGGGCAUGGUCGGACAUACAAGCGAUCGUUCCCUGAGCAAGCAGAGGGCAGCACCAUGCUGGCAGCUAGCAAACGAUCUCAUCUGGAGUCCAGCAGCCGUCCCCACUAACCAGGUUGUGGUCCGAAGUUGCCACCUCUGUUCCACACCAACCUUUUUAACAAACUGGUUUGUGACAUGCCCACAGCAUGUUAUUAAGAGGUAGGCGUGUGUCUUCUCACAGAGGAGAGGAAGAAGCUGGACUAUUGACCCUGCCCCUGGUCUUAGAUGGCAUUGUGUGCUGUAAACCCAGUGGGCUACAGGAUACUUUAUCUCCGCUCAUGGUGCUUUUUCCCUAGCAGCAAGGUUGGCUGCCAGGAAAACAGAUCUUUGCUCCAAGUGAGAAGCAGCAAAGAGCCUUGUUUUUAAAGAAGCAGGUACAGAUUCCCAGCUUUCCCUUCUGUCCAUGGCAAUGCCAGACCUGUGGAGAAGAGGACUGAUCUCUUAUUGGCAAACUGCAGAGAAGUCUAUUUUACUCAGGGCUGAGGAAAAUUAGGCUUCUCUUGGGCAACUUACAAAGCAGCAGUAGGGCUCCAUCAUCUAGUUGAGGUGUUUUGUUACUAGCCGAGCUACACUCCAUGUAGCAUAGGCUGACCUUGGAGGACACUUCAGUACUGACUGGGUGCGGACAUGGUUUGUAGUUCUCAUUCCUUCCCCAAAGCCAUGUUAAAGCUCAGGCAUUCAGCCCAUGAGUAGUUCCAGCAAAGCAUAGGGUGGUAUCCUAACAUCAAACACGAAUUGGUACCUACCAUCUGUCAUGUAUACUCUGUAAAUGCAGGCUUAAGAUUAGCAGGAAGAAUUGGUUAUUGUUGAAAAAGGCUUUGCUUUUAUAAGAGAUGAAAAAAGUUCAGACUCAAGUGGUUGUGCUGCUUUAAUUAAUAAACCAAUGAAGAAACAACAGCCACAUGAAUGUAACCAUUUUCAUACACCCCUCCUCCCCCCAGCACAGACAUACUCACUAGGAGCAUUAAAGAAAAAGCCCAAAAGGGGUGUCUAAACAGCAAGGGGAGCAGGAAUGAGCAAACAAAUCCCUGUGUAAUCUCCUCUCAGCCAUAUGGCUGUGGGCACUAGUGAGCUGUGUGUGGAGGCUGUUAGUUAAAGCUUCAGUGAAGUGUCACUAGGGUCUCCCCUGAAUGCAUCGCGUCAGGUAUGAGUCUCUUCCCUCCAAAGGUGGCAGCCUUGAGCAGCAGGCUGGUGGUUAAAAACAUGAGGAAGUGCUAUAGUAAAAACUCUCUCAAGAUGAGUCUAGGCACCUGUAGGUUAGCUGCAUUGUGUAGAACAAUACUAUAGAGCAGAACAAAAACUGAGUCUUGCCAUUACAUCAUCUGCCUUAUGGGGACUGAAUUCUUGCCAACCUAAAUUAUAAGGCUUUUUACCUUGAGCCCCUAUCAAGAAAUGAGAGCAGAGUUACUUGUAAGCAUGAUCAGUUCUAUCUUGACUGGCUCCACUACUGUUUGCGGAUCAAGAUGUCCCAGCUCUCCUUCCAGCGCAGGGCCCUGAGCUCAGCUGCUGAGAGGGUAGGCUCCCCAUAGGUCAGUGGGCUGAAUGUGCGAUAGACCAGAUAAAUGGAAGAGAACCAGGCUACCAUCAAGGCACUGAACACGCUCUUACGGAGUUGGGAUCUGAGAGAGAAGGAAAUGCAGUUAAAGCAAAGCUACCCACAUAUUCUAAUAGCAAGAGACUAGUGUAGCAAUUUGGAACUUUGCACUCUGCUACCUGUGAGAAAUGGAGACCCCAGGAAACAGUGCUGCAAUUUAACAUGUAGCUUGCCUGGCUCUGUUGAAGCAUUAACUGAGUAAUUCUCCCCAUGCCCCUCUGGGAGGCAGGGCAGCAUUAUUACAGAUGGGACAUAAUGCAAUGUGCUCAAAGUCAGUGCUGGAGCUGGAACUAAGAACCCCACCAUUUCACUACCUUCCUCCCCAGUAAUUAGAACUGCAGGACACCCUACAGGGUGUCCUGGGUACCUGCAGAGGUGAUCAGUCAGAUGCUGCAGUACAACAGGAAUCAGGAGAAUUUGGAAAGUGAGAGCAGGCAGGUAGUGGUACAGAAAAAGUGUCUUCUCCAUCAUAAAAAAGGGAAGGUAAUUCACAGCCCAGCCUCCCACGCAGAGUCCUCCAGCUGAUACCCAGAGCCCCCAUGCAUCUACAAGACAGAAAGGGUAACACUAAUCAGGACUCCUGAGAUGGUCUGCUACCAAACACCCUGAAAACUAGCAACAGCAAGAACAGGCAAUUUUUCAAAAGUUCUUAAUGUUGCACGCAGGGGGGAGAAUGGCUAAAUAACAUUUCCCUAGCCACUCUGGCCAAAGGUUACGCUAUGUAAAACUGUCCAUAGGAUCUUUAGUGGUCAUGCAGAGCAGACAGGACCUGUCUGUGUAAGAGCACGUUUAAAAUACCCAUGGCAGGUGAGGUCUGAUGGGAUUCCAAAUCUGAUCCUUUGAGCAUUAAAGCAUCCAGGAAAUGCAGUGUAAUCUCCCAAAGAGAUGAUGGUGCCCUGCAAUAAAAAUUUCUAUCAGGAGAGCACACAGCUCAUCAAGCUAACCAGGGGAAGUCUCUAGUUCUUUGUCCAUAGACAAUCAAGAGUAUCUGAACCCCAACUAGAAUUCUCACAGCAGCUGUGCAGCAAGGUGUCAAACUGCUCUAUACAAGGAUACUUCUGUGGCUAAGGGAUCAGACCUUCAGGGAUGUCACAAAUCUUCCUCCGUCGUCGAAGCAAAUACCACAGGAACAGACACACGUAUACAAGAGUUGCAACAUUAGCUGAAGCCCAGGUGAGAACAUUCCCAAUGAGGUGGAUCUGAGCCUGUAGAUAAGAGGUGGAAAACUGCAGUGAUUUUUUACUACAGAGAGAAGCCAAAAAUUAAUUAUUACAUAGCUGUACACACCCGAAUCUAAAAACUCAGAAUUUACCUGACAAGAGCUGUGGCAAUCCCCUGUCCAUCUGGCUACUGACUGAGGUUGCUAUAUUAUUUCAUAAUUCAUUUUUAUAUAUGGCAUUUGAAAGAAGCUGUCAGUGAUAGACUGAUAUUCUACACUGGAUCAAGUGAAUAUUAAAUUGCAAUUUUCCUUUAAAGCGUUAGCAAAAGAGAGUUAUUUACUUAAGGAACAAAGCUGUCAAAAACUGUAUCAAGUGCCUAAAGAACUCUCCAGUUUACUUUUCUACUGUUGAGCAGCAGGUUAUACCAACUGUCCUAUCUGGCAUUGUAAGGAACAUUGUGGGAGGGGGAAAGGAAAGCUUCUAUUAAAAGUGAAGUGUUUGUUUUA
This is a messenger RNA of Dermochelys coriacea (leatherback sea turtle), 4179 nucleotides long. It is a transcript of the gene UCK1, whose product is annotated as uridine-cytidine kinase 1. NCBI's taxonomy places the organism in Eukaryota, Metazoa, Chordata, Testudines, Dermochelyidae. The record is from RefSeq and is a predicted model, not a curated record. Gene Ontology annotation, molecular function: kinase activity; ATP binding. Gene Ontology annotation, cellular component: cytosol; cytoplasm. The transcript has 7 exons. The coding region runs from base 248 to 988 and encodes 246 amino acids.